AGAGGCGUCUCCUCUAUGUUUUAUUUUUAAUGUCCGGCCACUAUAAACUAUCGCUGCCUCGCUGGUAUUUGCUUCCCCUAUCCUCCCUCCCCCCAUGGCGUCUCAAAUCCUCAGACGCGUUCUUCGUAGCCGUUCAGUUGAACAGAUUUCAACUGCGUUGAUCGAAAGCCCUAAUUCCAUUGGGUUUAUCUCGUCUCCUGUUCGGACUAUUUCAACCUCCGCUUCAUCCACUCAGCCGAUCCGAGCGACUCUGUUUCCUGGCGACGGUAUCGGGCCUGAAAUUGCCGAUUCCGUAAAGCAGGUAUUCAAUGCAGCUGAAGUGCCUAUAGAAUGGGAAGAACACUUUGUGGGGGACAAAGUGGACCCCAGAACAGAGAGUUUUCUGACAUGGGAGAGUUUGGAAUCAGUUCGUAGAAAUAGAGUUGGACUGAAAGGGCCAAUGGCUACACCAAUUGGGAAAGGACACAGGUCUUUGAACCUUACUCUAAGGAAAGAACUUGGUCUUUAUGCCAAUGUCAGACCUUGCUACAGUCUCCCUGGCUAUAGAACUCGAUAUGAUGAUGUCAAUCUUGUCACAAUUCGGGAAAAUACUGAAGGAGAAUAUAGUGGCCUGGAGCAUCAAGUGGUAAGGGGUGUAGUUGAGAGUCUCAAGAUCAUUACCCGCCAAGCAAGUCUGCGGGUGGCUGAAUAUGCUUUUCACUAUGCCAAGACCCAUGGAAGACAGAAGGUGUCUGCUAUACACAAAGCAAACAUCAUGAGGAAGACUGAUGGUCUUUUUCUCAAGUGUUGCCGUGAGGUUGCAGAAAAGUACCCUGAGAUAACCUAUGAGGAGGUCAUCAUAGACAAUUGUUGUAUGAUGCUUGUUAAAAAUCCGACACUCUUUGAUGUACUAGUGAUGCCUAAUCUCUAUGGAGAUAUCAUCAGUGACCUCUGUGCUGGUUUGAUUGGGGGGUUGGGUUUGACUCCAAGCUGUAAUAUUGGUGAAGGGGGCAUUGCUCUGGCAGAGGCUGUGCAUGGUUCAGCACCUGAUAUAGCUGGGAAGAACCUUGCAAACCCGACGGCUCUUCUGUUGAGUUCCGUGGCAAUGCUACGCCAUUUGGAACUGCAUGACAAAGCAGAUCAAAUCCAUGACGCCAUCCUCAAAACCAUAGCUGAUGGGAAAUAUCGAACAGUCGACCUUGGAGGCACUUCGUCAACAACAGAUUUUACCAAGGCGGUUUGCAAUAAUCUUUGAUGUCUUUAAUUUCAACCGAGGUGGUGCCGACUAAAUUGUACAUCAAUGCAGAAUAAGCGUGAUCAUAACUGCUCAAGUACUUUCACCAUUUACCUUUCUACUCUUUAUUGAUCUUAUAUAAGCUGGAAGCCUGGAAUUGAACCCAUGACUCCAUUGGUUGGUCCAGAAUGAAUUCAAUUAUUGAACUACAGACUAGACCCCAUCACAUUGCCAUUUUAUUCUAUUUGUUUGGUUCUACCGACGUGGUUAGAAAGCUUUGAGAUGUUUGCUUUGGCUUAA
This is a messenger RNA of Nelumbo nucifera (sacred lotus), 1513 nucleotides long. Its product is annotated as isocitrate dehydrogenase [NAD] catalytic subunit 5, mitochondrial-like. NCBI's taxonomy places the organism in Eukaryota, Viridiplantae, Streptophyta, Magnoliopsida, Proteales, Nelumbonaceae. Gene Ontology annotation, biological process: isocitrate metabolic process; tricarboxylic acid cycle. The record is from RefSeq and is a predicted model, not a curated record. Gene Ontology annotation, molecular function: magnesium ion binding; NAD binding; isocitrate dehydrogenase (NAD+) activity. Gene Ontology annotation, cellular component: mitochondrion.